AUGCCCGUUUUCGGCGACCCGGCAAACACCCAAAUAGACGUCCAAGUCUGGGACAGUGCACUUUUACUUUUUUUCAGAGCCUUUCAGCGAGCUUCUCGCUCACCCCGUUCCUCCUUGGAUUCUUCGGCCCGCAAGGCGCGUCUAUUCCCUUCUAAUUGGAGACUAGCUUGUUGGCAGAUGUACCGGUGUCCAUCCAUACUGGCGCUGCCUAUAUCUGAUGGGAACAGACGAGCGGGCUGGAUACAUGUCAAGAAGGAGUGUGAUACGCCCUGCACCGUGGACUGUGGACAUUCGACUCCAUUGACCACCUACUUGGGCAUUGCGAGUCCUUUAGUUCAACUUCGCACCUCCAAGGACCAAGCUGCGAGGGCAAUUUGGAACCUAAGCUUGAGCGUAUGCUCUGAUUCCUAUGAUGAAAACAAGAGUGCCGACAAUGAAACCGUUUCUCAAGUGCACAUCAUUCCAACUGACAUAUCAGACCAACCAACUCCAAUCUCUCUAAAAUCCACAUUGAUCGAUUUCCCUCCUCUCUGGACCUAUGCAUCCAACCAAACAACCUACUCCGGCAUAUAG
Messenger RNA from Puccinia graminis f. sp. tritici CRL 75-36-700-3, 573 nucleotides. RefSeq lists its product as uncharacterized. NCBI's taxonomy places the organism in Eukaryota, Fungi, Basidiomycota, Pucciniomycetes, Pucciniales, Pucciniaceae. The record is from RefSeq and is a predicted model, not a curated record. The transcript has a single exon. The coding region runs from base 1 to 573 and encodes 190 amino acids.